Saccharomycodes ludwigii is the source of this 1971-nucleotide messenger RNA. RefSeq names its product Sec39p (gene SEC39). The transcript has a single exon. Gene Ontology annotation, biological process: retrograde vesicle-mediated transport, Golgi to endoplasmic reticulum. Bases 1 to 1971 code for a protein of 656 amino acids. Lineage: Eukaryota; Fungi; Ascomycota; Saccharomycetes; Saccharomycodales; Saccharomycodaceae. The record is from RefSeq and is a predicted model, not a curated record.
AUGGACACAGAUCGAAUUUUAUUAUUGUUGAGCCAUUUUGUCACGCUGGGGGAUGUUGAAUCUUCUUCAAAAAUAUUGUCUAGCAGCAAAAAUGGUGUUGUAAACGAUUGUCUAAUCAAAUGCAUCUGUGUUUUAUGGCCUGAACUAGAUGACCCACGUAAAUUGAAAUUUCUCAAAUCAUAUUUUGAUCAAAAUCAUACAGUUCAAGAACUUGACUAUGUUCAAUAUAUUGAAAACAAUGUCUAUAUUAGAGGAAUUCUAAACGACACAGAAAAUUUCCGUAAGCAUGUACUUAACCUAAAGAACUUUUUAAAUACCAAAAUUAAUGGACAAAUAAAAACCAUUGAAGAAUUUAUUCGUUAUAGAGUUUAUAUAGUCAACGAAAUAUUGAUCGAUUCCCCCCUGUUUUGUGAACCUUUGUGGAACGAAUUGGGUUUAAAUAAAAACCCUUGGAUUUGUGGAGUUGUUAAACCUUGUAGUCAUUUCAUCAAAGCACAGAGGUCAGGUCCAGAUAAAAAUUAUACAAUUAAAAUCAAGGAUUUUGAACAAAUGAAGGUAGAUAUAAUCCUACAACGCAUGUUUGAAUUUUUCAUGGAUACUUCCUCAAAUAAGAUUAUGGUGGCAAAUUACCAGCUUUAUCCAUAUAUUAAAUACACAAAAUCUGAAAACUUAUUUGUGAGCAACUGUUUGCCCCAAAUUAAGUCGUUCGAUUACAAAAUUAUAGAGUUUUUAACUUUACAUUCAAUUGUUGAUAUACCUAGCUAUUACACUUUUUUACUUAAAGUUAUUUGGGAACAUUCUUUAAAUUUCAAUUAUCAUCAAAUUACCCAAUUAUUGAAAAACAUUCCCGAUGAAACUAAACUAGAAAACGAAAACGCAUGUUCUUGCAAAGUUAUGAAACAAUAUGUAGAAUAUAUGCGUUUAUUAGAUAUCAAAUCUUUCAAUCAGGUUCAUGAUAUUCAACUCAAUAAGAAUGGUCUCCAGAAAACUUAUUUUACCGUUGCCUGUGACAAUUAUUUCCAAAAAUUUACAGAUACUUCAAUGAUUAACCCAUGGUUUUUUGAAAGUGCACUAUUCAAAGAUCUAUCUAAUAAGGAAAAGGAACUGAUAAUCAUAGAUUCUUUAAUAUCAAAUAAAAAAUUAAACUUAUUGUCCCUUUUUAUCAAAGGUAAUGUGGAUCCCGAGGUUUUAGUGACACAUUUCUGGAAAUUUUUUUACAAAGCUUCAAGUGGGCUUCCAAGCAAUGCGAACAUGAUAGAAUGCGAAAAAAUCGUUGGGCUUUUAAACCAAUCUCAUAUACAUAAGAGGUUGUCUACGCUUUUAGAUGUUGUGGAAACAUUAGCCACCAAAUUCCCCACUUUAAAAAUAGUCAAUGAUCCAAACUUUGCCACUUUUAAACCAUCCCACAUUUUAUCUUUAAAAUCCAACCCAGACGGUUUAUUAGAAAAACUAUUAGCUGCCAAUCCAAAACAGUAUUUGGAUCCUGAGGCCACAAAAGAUAUUUUAAAGAAAUUAUAUGUUGCAUUGGAUAUUAAUUCACCUCCUAAUAACCAGAAACUAGAGGCAUUCAUAUUAUCUCUGCAUAUAGAAACCGCGUUAUCCCAGGUUGAUUUUGAAUUGGCAUAUUCCAUGUCUAAACUUUUGUUGGAAAAUGAAAACGCUAGGCUCUAUUGGGUGGUGAUUUUACAAGUCGGAAAGUUUAUUGAUGCAGAUAACUGGCCAGAUUUAGAAACUCCAACGGAAAUUAUAUAUUUGCAAAUGGAAGUAUUAUCUAAAUUAAUAAUGAUUAUUCCUUCUGAAAACAUGGAGAGCGUUGUGUCAGAAUUCAGUAGGCUACAAUUGGAAUUGGUGACAAGAGAUUUGAUUAAUGACAAGUACUCAUUAAAGAAUAUGCAAAAAUUGGAAAAUAAUUAUACCAAGUUCAUCAGUGGUAUAAAAUCAAACAUGCAUAGUAUAAUGGGUGAACUAUGA